This is a messenger RNA of Eutrema salsugineum, 2112 nucleotides long. RefSeq names its product probable disease resistance protein At1g15890. The transcript has a single exon. Gene Ontology annotation, molecular function: protein binding; ADP binding. Bases 16 to 2112 code for a protein of 698 amino acids. Lineage: Eukaryota; Viridiplantae; Streptophyta; Magnoliopsida; Brassicales; Brassicaceae. The record is from RefSeq and is a predicted model, not a curated record.
GUUGGUUUGGAUUCAAUGGUUGAAAAGGCAUGGAGCAGCAUCAUGGAUUCUGAAAAUAGAAUUUUAGGUCUUUAUGGUAUGGGGGGAGUAGGCAAAACAACCCUCUUAGCUCGUAUCAACAACAAAUUCGCUGAAGUGGUGAAUGAAUUUGGUGUUGUGAUAUGGGCCGUGGUCUCUAAAGAUUUGCAAAUCGAGGGCAUUCAGAAUCAGAUUCUGGCAAGAUUACGCCAAGACAAGGAAUGGAAGGAAGAAACAGAGGAAGAGAAAGCCUCUUCCAUCAACAAUAUCCUUCGCAAAAAGAAAUUUGUGUUGUUACUAGACGAUCUAUGGAGCGAGGUUGAUCUGGACAAGAUAGGAGUUCCAUCUCCAAAAGCUGUCGAUAAUGGAUCGAAGAUAGUUUUCACCACUCGUUCAAAAGAAGUUUGCAAAGACAUGAAAGCUGACGAUGCGCUGAAGGUUGAUUGUUUGUCAUGGGAUGAAGCGUGGGAACUGUUUCAAAACACUGUUGGAGAAGCCACAUUGAAACGCCAUGAGGAAAUUGCAGAACUUGCAAGGGAAAUUGCUAAGAAAUGUUGUGGCUUGCCACUUGCACUCAAUGUUAUUGGCAGAGCCAUGGCAUAUAAAGAAGGUGUACACGAAUGGCGUUAUGUACUUGAAGUUCUCAACUUGUCUAGCCACAAAUUUAAGGGUAUAGAAGAAAAAAUUCUUCCAAUUCUGAAGUUUAGCUAUGAUGGUUUAAAGGAUCAAAACGUCAGAUCGUGCUUCCUAUAUUGUUGUUUAUUCCCGGAAGAUUAUGAAAUCGAGAAGGAGGAGUUGAUAGAAUAUUGGAUCGGCGAAGGAUUUAUAAAUGGAAAGAGAGAUGAAGAUGGGAGUAACAACGAAGGUCAUGAUAUAAUUGGUACGUUAGUUCGUGCACAUCUAUUGAUGGAUGUUGACCGUGAUGCAAUCUCAGGAGAGAAGGUGAAAAUGCAUGAUGUUUUACGCGAGAUGGCUCUUUGGAUAGGAAAAGAGGAAGAAAACUUGUGUGUCAAAUCUGGUGCGCAAUUACGCCGUAUAACAAAUGACAUCAUCAACUGGGAAGUUGCGAGAAGGAUAUCGUUGAUGAGUAAUCAAAUUGAAGAGAUAUCUUGCUCUCCCGAGUGCCCCAACCUCUCGACCCUAUUACUCGGUAAUAACGAGUUGAAGUUUAUUUCAGGUGGAUUCUUUUGGUUUAUGAAAGCCCUCGUUGUCUUGGAUCUUUCUCGAAAUCGUGGUCUUUGUGCAUUGCCGGAAGAAAUUUGCAGCUUGAGUUCCUUAGAAUACCUCAAUUUAUCAACCACAAAUAUAGUAUCGUUACCAGUUGGUUUGAAGGGGUUGAGGAAGCUAAUAAGCUUGGACCUGGAGCGUACUGAUCAACUUGAGAGCAUUGAUGGGAUAGGAACAAGCUUACCAAAUCUUCAAGUGUUGAAACUAAUUGGUUCCGGUGUCUAUAUUGAUGCAGGAUUAAUGAAAGAGCUACAACUCUUAGAGCACUUGAAGAUUUUAACAGCGAACGUAAAGGAUGCUUCGAUUUUGGAAAGUAUCCAAAAAGUGGAGCGAUUGGCGAAUUGUAUUCGAGGUUUAAACCUACGAUGGAUCUCAGCAGAGGUUGUAGUAUUAAACACGGUAGCUCUGCGUGGUCUUCAAAGCCUUGGGAUUUGGAGCUGCGAAAUCUCAGAGAUAAAGAUAGAAUGGGAAAGCAAAGAAAGAGAAGAGCUUCUCUGUACAAGUUCUCAAGGCUUCAAGCACCUCUCCGAUGUUGGUAUAAUCGGUUUGGAUGGUCCAAAGGACUUGACGUGGCUGUUGUUCGCUCAAAAUCUCAGGGAACUAUCUGUGAUGUUCUCAAAAAGCAUAGAAGAAAUAAUAAAUAAGGAGAAAGUAAUGAGAAUCAGCAAUUGGCAUCCACAUUUGGCGGUUCCCUUUGGGAAGCUUCAAGUCCUGAAAUUAGAUGCUUUAAUUAGAUUAAGGAGCAUUUGCUCAAAUACCAUGGUUCUUCCAAACCUGAGAAAAUUUGUUGUCUACCACUGCCCAAAACUGCCCAAAGCUGCCACUGAGUUUCCUGAGACAGUAGCAGCAGAAAUAACAACUGAUUAG